AUGUCGCAAGCAUCCGCAAGCCACACUCAGAGCAGACGAAGUUUCCCUUCCAGAUUGAAUUUAAGGACCAACGUGCGCGACAGGCUGGGCCCAAGACCUGACAUCCACGCUCGCCUGGGCCAGCAGGAAGACGUUCAUGAAAGGCUAGGCUCCCAGGGAGGUCAACUUGACGGCCAUCGAGACGAGGAUCGAGAAGAAAGGCGCUCUGCUGCUCGCUCGCAGAGAAACAUUCGCGAAAGGAUAGGCCCCCAGGGAGGUCAACUCGACAAUCAUCACAAUGAGGACCGUGAAGAAAGGCGCUCUGCUACUCGCUCUCGAAGAACCAAUUCUCGUCGCCAAACUACUGGAAAUCCCUCACAAGCGCAGUCCACCAACACUCCGCCUAGACAGCACAACCGAGAAGGUCGACCCUCGCAAGCCAAUGAGGAAGUCAAUCAGCAUCGUCUAAAUCGCGAAGAUCAUCAACGUGACCGACUAGCCAUGCGUGCAGAAGACGUUGAGAAGCUUGUGAAUAACCGACUUCGAGACUUAAAGAUUGGCGGAAAUUUCGAAGAUGCACUACGCAUUGAGGUAGACCGAGCAAACUCCUCACCUUUCACAGUCAAAAUUGAGCAGGCUGCUCCUCCGAAACGAUUCUCAACGCCCUCUUUUACAUGCUUCAAAGGCGAUUCCGACCCCGAAAGUCAUCUGAAGCAUUUCAAGAGCCUUAUGAUCCUCUACAAAGCUGAAGACGCGUUAAUGUGCAAGGUGUUUGCAAUGACUUUGCGAGGAGCAGCUCAGGAUUGGUUCCAUACCCUGCCAUCCGGGUCGAUCAACAGCUUCAAGGAGCUUACUUACAUCUUCACUAAAGAAUACACUUCUUAUCGGACGAUCAAGAAGAACCCCGACCAUCUGUUCAACCUGCGCAAGAAGCCCGAGGAAUCCCUUCGAGAUUACAUCAAGAGGUUCAAAGCAGAAAAGGCCAACAUCGUAGGGUGCGAUGACCAAAUCGCAUCCUCCGCAUUCAAGAAAGGUCUUCCAGCAGAACAUGACUUAUAUCGCGAGCUGACUAUCACUCCCAGCCAGACUCUGGCAGAGGUCUUCGCGACCGCAGAACGCUACGCACUCUGGGAUGACGAUCGAAUCGCCGCGAAGAAGUCCACUGAGCAGGAAGAUCGACCGGCCAAGCGGGCAGAACAAAGAGGCGACAGGCUUGGCAGCAGGGACAAAGACAAAGGCAGGCCACGCCCACAAAGAGAGGCCACGACGAAAGAGAACUACACCAAGUUCUCUAUUCCCAUACACCAAAUUUUGGCCCAAGUGAAGGACAAACCUUGGGUAAAAAGACCUUCACCCUUGAAAGGAGAUCCGGACAAGAGGGAUACCAGAAAAUAUUGUGCCUUCCAUGCGACACAUGGGCACAAUACGAAUAAUUGCUUUGCUUGGAAAGCGCAUCUCGAAGAACUCGUGAGAGAAGGUCAUUGCACGGAGUUCAUCGCGAGGCAGGCCAUCCAGCAGAUAGAAGACCGCGAUACCGCCAAGGAGCCACCCCAGAAGGUCAUAAGGAUUAACACAAUCCUAGCCGACUCCGAGGAGUCUGGAACUGACCAACAAAGAAAAGAAGAGGAAGAUCAAACAGGCUACUAUGAUCUCCCAAGUCUCAACUAG
Molecule: messenger RNA, 1647 nt
Organism: Prunus dulcis (almond)
Lineage: Eukaryota; Viridiplantae; Streptophyta; Magnoliopsida; Rosales; Rosaceae
Exons: 1
Coding region: 1-1647 (548 amino acids)
Source: RefSeq, a predicted model, not a curated record